Rhagoletis pomonella (apple maggot) is the source of this 2389-nucleotide messenger RNA. RefSeq names its product cysteine protease ATG4B (gene Atg4a). Bases 574 to 1971 code for a protein of 465 amino acids. NCBI's taxonomy places the organism in Eukaryota, Metazoa, Arthropoda, Insecta, Diptera, Tephritidae. Gene Ontology annotation, molecular function: protein-phosphatidylethanolamide deconjugating activity. The record is from RefSeq and is a predicted model, not a curated record. The transcript is spliced from 8 exons.
CUUUUUCCCCCAUCUGUCAAAGAGGAAGCACUUUGUCUUUGUUUUGAAAUUUUUGUUUUAUCGCGUAAUGAGCAGGUAAAAAGUGUAAAAAUUUAAAUACUCAGGUACGAAAAAACACUGCCAAUGUGUUAAGCAUUUUGCGUUGGUGUCCACAAUUCGGAGAAUCUUGAAAAAACAUUGGACUUGGCAACGGGAUCGUUGCUAUAGCAAGCAUAUAUCUGCGACGAAUCUGUAACCAGUUGUGGGAAUUAAAGUGGUCAAGGGCAUACAUAUGUACGCGGAGUGAGCGACGAAGAGUUUGUUUAAAGCGCAACUUCCGCUGAUAAACUUUCCAAAAUUCUACGUUAUCUCGCUGGGCUCAGCUGCAACUGCAGCUUGUGGUUGGCACUAAUCCUAUUAACAUUAACUGCCUGCGUCAGCGUUACCGUCUUGGUGCUGUUAGUUAAAUAUCAUUGGCUGCGGCUGCAUCCCGACGAACUGUUUCGGAAAAAUCCUCGUGCUUAUUACUUCCGUUUGCAGUGCAUCGCAAACAUCGAUCGCUUCCUGGCUUUGUAUGCUAAUGUUUCACGACAGAUGGAUAGCGUAUUUGAAGCAUACUUAGGCCCUGACGGGAUGUUGGCUGGCGCUGUAGCUGGUGCGGUCGGUGAGCCAGACGAUAUACCCAAAGUUAACACCACCGUAUGGGUGCUGGGCAAACGCUAUAAUGCAAUACAAGAGAUCGAUUUAAUACGCCGCGAUAUUCAGUCGCGCAUGUGGUGUACCUAUCGCCGUGGAUUCGUGCCGCUUGGCGCGCCACAAUUGACCACCGAUAAAGGUUGGGGUUGUAUGUUACGCUGUGGGCAAAUGGUAUUAGCACAAGCUUUAAUCGAUCUACAUCUUGGACGCGACUGGUUUUGGACACCGGAGGUACGAGAUUCAACGUAUUUAAAAAUUGUUAAUCGUUUCGAAGACUCACGAAAAAGUUAUUUCUCAAUACAUCAAAUCGCUCUUAUGGGCGACUCGGAGGAUAAAAAAGUAGGUCAGUGGUUUGGCCCAAACACAGUAGCGCAGGUUUUGAAAAAAUUAGUACGCUACGACGACUGGUGCUCUAUAGUUGUACAUGUGGCAAUGGAUAACACAAUAGUGACUGAUGACAUAUAUUCGCUUUGCCUUGAGAAACCAAACAAUGAUGAAUCCUGGAAGCCUCUACUACUCAUUAUUCCACUACGCUUGGGGCUCAGCGAAAUAAAUCCCAUUUAUAUACCUGCGCUAAAAAGUUGUUUUGAGCUAGUUGGCAGUUGUGGCAUGAUUGGUGGUCGUCCCAAUCAAGCGCUAUACUUUGUUGGCUAUGUAGACGAUGAAGUUUUAUAUUUGGAUCCACAUACGACACAACGUUCGGGAUCAGUGGGUCAAAAAACGUCACAGGAUGAGGUGGAUUUCGAUGCGACAUUUCAUCAGAGAUAUGCUGGGCGCAUAAGUUUUCAGCAAAUGGAUCCUUCAAUGGCGAUGUGCUUCCUGUGUAAAUCACGCCUGAGUUUUGAAGUUUUACUCGAUAACCUACGCACACAGGUGUUGGCCGCCUGCACACAGCCGCUGCUCGAAAUCACAAAGUCUCGCUCAACGGAAUGGGUCUCCACGUCGGCAGGUAUUGAGUCAAAUUUUACUACACUAAAUACAGCGGGGUUGGUUAACUUCAACGCGUGCUCAACGUCAACAACAGCUUCUAGCGCCGCCUCCAGUGAUGCUACCAAUAGCAAUACACCUCGCACAACCAUAGUUAAAACUAUAGGGACGUCUGCACGUGCUACGGGAGCAGCAGAGGCGGCGGCUAUUAUUGAAAAUUAUAAGAAUCGUUGCAAUCGAACUAUAAGUUCUUGUGAUUCCGAAGACUUCGAGAAUGUGAAUCACAUCCAUGCAACUGGUUUGACGAGUAAUGGCUGUGACGCCAACUUGGAGGGCGACUCAGAUGAAGAUUUUGAAAUAAUUUCAUAGUUCUAGAAAUAAAUGUUAUAUUGAUAAUGCGUAAAAUGAAAGUAUAAGAACGAAGUGUCUUUAUGCUCAAGCAAUUUCUCUUUCAAAAUAUGCGCGGACGACAACUGAGCGAAAGACAGCAUUUUUAUUUAUAUGACUUUUUCUGAUUUGCAAUUAUUUUGUAUUAGUUAUGCUAUUUUUUUUUUAUACAAACCACAAAUGCACACAUAAUAACGCUGUAAAUAGCUUCUUAUAAAUGCUAACAAUAGUUUUAAGUGAACGCUUUUUCUGAUUGCAAAACAAAAAUCUGUGCCAGUGCCAUUUCACUAAAGUGAAAAUGAGAGAAGGCGGUCGGCGGCAAAAGCACACUGAAGGAGGCGUCCGACAGAGCGUUUUAUUUUAAUAGUCAAUAAUUUAGCAUGAAUUCGUCAUGAUUAAA